Rotaria socialis is the source of this 1452-nucleotide messenger RNA. Lineage: Eukaryota; Metazoa; Rotifera; Eurotatoria; Philodinida; Philodinidae. The record is from the annotation of a GenBank genome assembly.
AUGAAUAAUUAUGAGCAAUAUGCCAAUAUGAACAAGGAUACUAAAGAUCGUAUGUGUAAUCAUAACAACAUAGAACAAGCUUAUGAACAAAUUAAAUUCUCUUCCAUGGAAAACAAUAACAAGAAUGUUAAAUCUUCGUUGAAAAGAACUGAACGCAAGAUGGAUGAAAAUCAACCACAAUCUGAUAACAACUCAGCGAUUGGAAGUGAAAUUGAUGAUUCGCAAUGGCAAUACCAAAGAAAAUCAAAUAAAAGGGUGAACAAAGAACCACGAAUUAAUUCUUUUGUCCGAGGAAGAACAAUAACAUCGACAUCGCAUGGUUAUGGUAGAACAGAAAAAAAUAUAACACGUCAUCCGCCCCCGCAAUAUGAAGAAAAAAAGAUCGAAAGAAAAAUCGACAGUCAUCAGCUGUCAAACUGUGAAUGUCAACAGCAAAAUGUACAAUAUUUAGGUGCUAAAUGUGUAAACAGAACAAUGAACAAACUAACCGUAUUACACAGGGAUAAUCAUCCCAUUGAUGGAAAUGAUGAAAUCUAUGUAACCAGACAAGCAAUGAAAUUUGCAGUUGAAGACAGAUUUUCACCACUGAAAAUUCACAGUAAUCCCGGAUUAAAAAAUCACGAGGAGGGUGAAAGUAUUGUUAAGGAAUUCAUCAAGCAUAUUGAAAGAAAUUUCAAGAAACUAAGCCCAUAUUUUAACCAACCACUAGGUUUUGAUCACUAUAUAGUUGAUAACAAAGGAUCCUUAAUAUGCUUUACAAAAUACAUUGAAUUAUUCAUAUACAUCUGUGACUUAAAUAACUAUCCAAAGGACUUCAACAACAUUAUAUUAAGUCCUGUUUUGCCUAUAAAAUUACCAGCACAUAAUGUGAUUAUGUUGAAAUUUAUUGAUAAUACAAUUAUAUUUGAUGAUAUAAAAACACAUGUAAAAGAAAAAUUGAAAAGUGUUUAUACCAUGGAAGAAAUGAUGGGCACAAUGAACUAUCGAUCGCGUCAUAUACGCAUCGACUUAUUGUCGAAAGAUGAAUACAAAAGUGUACUAAAUAGUGGUAAGAUUGCAUUAGGUGGGCACCUAUACGAUGUAGAUGAAUACUUACCAUCACCGAGGAUCCUCAUAUGUAAUAAACGUAAUUCACCGGGUCAUUUGAAGAAGAACUGUAAAUCAAUCAUUGAAUUAUGUAAAAGAUGUGGGAACGACAGAAAUGACGGAGCCGAUCAUAAGAACUGCAACAUUAAGCGUCACCAUUGUAGUGAAAAUCAUGAAGCUGCCAGCUUCAAAUGCGCAUGGAUAUCUAAAUUUAGACAAGAUUUAUUGCUCAAAUUAAAAGAAAAUAAACAUUUAUUACCACGAAAUAUCCAAUUUUAUAUUCCGCAACAAUAUCGCGAUCACAAAGGCGAAAAGGCUUUGAUGAACAACAGCGUAGAAAAUUAUCAUCUCCAAACCCAACAUUAA